This is a messenger RNA of Ornithorhynchus anatinus (platypus), 2287 nucleotides long. RefSeq names its product translin associated factor X interacting protein 1 (gene TSNAXIP1). The coding region runs from base 493 to 2265 and encodes 590 amino acids. Gene Ontology annotation, cellular component: cytoplasm. The record is from RefSeq and is a predicted model, not a curated record. The transcript is spliced from 14 exons. NCBI's taxonomy places the organism in Eukaryota, Metazoa, Chordata, Mammalia, Monotremata, Ornithorhynchidae.
UGCCGGACACCUUUCGUCAUGGCCCGCCUACAGAAGUACCCUAAUGGUCUUAAGGAACCUCAGGCCUUGUGCCGGUGGAUUUUACAGAAGGUCAGGAUAAGCCGAGACCGUUCCAGGAAACCAAGUGACGAGACUGUGGGACGGAGACUAUGUCCAACCCGAUUUACCUGUGCCCACCCCAGGGCUUAGUACAGCACCUGGCAUGUAGUAAGCGCUUAACAAACACCACAGCGGUGAGAGUAAACGUGCACCACAUACAUCGAUACGGCACAGCAGCAUUCAUUUUUUUCCAUUGGACAACAGAGAGAGCACAGGCACUGCCGUAUCUCGGAGUUGUGUGGUUGUCUGGCUUCAACUCAGAUCAUCAGUCAUUACGUCAACCCGUCAGUGGCGCGUCUUGAGUGCUCACCAAUUUAUCAUCAUCACUCUUUGCUGACCUCUUCCAGACCACAGUACCUGAAGCAACUGGAAGACUACUUGAGGAGACAGCUGAUGUUCCUGGACCUGAUGAAAGAGAAGAAUCCGGACCUCAGGUUCCAGCCUUUCAGGGAAGUCUUUGAAUACUUUAUAGAGGACUUCAAAAUCUACAAGCCCUUGCUAGCGUCCAUAAAGAAUGCAUACGAAUUCAAGUUGGUCAGUCUACAGGAGAAGAUUCGGACCCUCGAGCCGCUGAAAUUGAAACUGAUCACUCUCCGUGAAGAGUACAUACAGAAGAUCCUUGCCAUCCGGUGUGAAGAGAAACAUGAAGUCAAGAAGCUGAAUGAAGAUAAAUUAAAUUUGAUGAAGGUUAUUAGAAAAAAGAAUGAAGAGGUGAUCUCUCUGGAGGCUCAGGUGGCCAGGCUGCGGAAGAGUCUGACAGAGGAGUACGUCCAAUAUCGUAAUGAGAGUGAUGCCCGAAAGGUCCUCCUUGCAGAUCUUAAUGAGCUGCGAUAUCAACAGGAUGAGCUGUCCCUCCUCCAUCCUACAGAGAUUUGGAAGGAAGACCAAGUGAAGUUGAAAAUGGCCUUAAAGAUGGCUCGUCGGGACCUCACCCAAGCCCAGAUGGAGAUGACCUUAUUGAGGGCAAAUUUUGGCGAUGUUGUCCCCAGGAAGAUCUUCGAACAGCUGGAGAAAAAUCAUAAUGUACUACUGGAAGAGAUGGAGAUGCUGAAACAUUUCUCGGAGGGCCUGCGAAAGGAUUACAACACAUUGCACCAGCAGCACAGAGAUACUGUGAAGGAGCGAGAUCAGCUUAUCCUGGAGGUGCAGGAGCUCCGCCGUAGUCAUACUCCCCGGCCCAACUGGUCCAAGUGCCCCGAGGUGGUGGCUGGAGGGAUGGACCGAUGGCAGACACUGAUCCGGGGAAAGAACAGUGACCAGCUGGUGGAUGUGCUGCUGGAGGAGAUUGGAGAGAGAUGGCUGAGAGACCAGGAGGUCUUCCCAGGACUGGGUCAGAGUGAUGAAGUGCCUGUGUACCUGCGGCAUGACAGCGCCGUCAAAAACAAGAACCUGAGCAAAAAGGAAGUGGUGGACAUCAUCAAGGAUAUCUGGAAAACACGAGGAGAAGAAGAAGAGUGUCAGGAGAAUCUGCCAGAGUAUUUCCUCAGAUACAUAAAAGAGCACUACGAGGAAACUUCAGCCAUGGAAUGGACCUACAGUAUCUACGAGACCAUUAGGAUUUUCCGCUGCAAUGAGGUCAUGAGACAGUUCUACGACAUCCUGACCAGAAAGGUGGAUGAGAGCACAUUCCUCGGCCAGAACCAGAUCGUAGCCGAGUUGCUGAAUGAAUUGGCCAAGAAAGAUAUCCAUAAUGGAGGGCUCUUCAGUAUAGAGCAAUUCAGCACCAUCCUCAAGAGGACCUUCCCCCUCAAGAAGAAGGACCAGAUCAUGGAGCUGAUGCAGACUACUGAUUGCCCCUUGGAUGACAGCUCUAAUCCAGUGCAGUACCGAGUGCUGUUCAGAGAGGAUGAAGAGGGCAACGCGGAGCCCUUCAUUCACAAGCUGCGGAUUCAGUACCUGAAUGAGAAGCUGACCUACCUUCAGGAGUUGCGUCAAGUGUUGGAACCUGGCCCGAAUGUGAACGCCGUGCAGCUGCGGGCAGCCUUUAUCGCCAUUGACCCCUGUAUGGAUACGAAGACCCUUAACAACUACCUGAGCCAGGCCUUCCAGUGCACUCCGGCUGAACUGGAGCUAGAAGGCUUCCAGCCAGUGGAGACCUUGCUGAAGCGUCUGCAGGCUGGGAUCGUCCACCGGUUCGGGCCCCAGAAUCCUGGGGCUAUCGAUUAAACCAUGCAUGACCUCAAUGCUA